AGCUGUAUGGCUGUUCUCCCACAGGUGUGUUAUGAAAGUCCUCGGCACCAGCCUGGGAGAAGCGACCUGGCUUUUAGCUGUCAUCAUUCUAAUCAUUGCUGCGGUCUUUAAUUAUUUCGACGACAGUCCUUCAGUGAAAUACACGAGCAUGGCAGAGGACUUGAAGAACCUGGAGGAAACGUUCAGGCAGCAGAACAAGACCUGCUUCGUUCUGGGUGCUUCAGGGGAAACGGGCAGGGUGCUGCUUCAGGAGCUGCUGGAGCGAAACAUCUUCUCCAAGAUUACCCUCAUCGGACGGAGGCGGCUGAGCUUUGAAGACGAAGCGUAUAAAAACCUGGUACAGGAGGUGGUUGACUUUGAAAAGCUUGAUGACCACGCUGCCGCCUUCAAGGGUCAUGAUGUGGGCUACUGCUGUCUGGGAACAACCAGAGCCAAAGCAGGAGCUGAUGGAUUCGUCCGAGUGGAUCAUGACUACGUGCUGAAAUCUGCUGAACUGGCCAAGGCUGGAGGCUGCGCUCACUUCCACCUGGAGUCCUCAAGAGGAGCAGACAAAAACAGCAACUUCCUCUACCUCAAAGUCAAGGGCCAAGUGGAAGCAGAAAUCGAGGCACUUGGAUUUGACAGAUUGGCCAUUUACAGACCAGGGGUUUUGUUGGUGGACCGACGGGAGAGUCGACCUGGCGAGUGGGUUAUUCGGAAGUUCUUCGGUGCCGUCUCUGCCGUCUGUUCAACUUCCAUGGCCAUCCCAAUCCAAGUGGUGGCGAAAGCGAUUGUGUCCAACACUCUGCGUCAGCCUGAGCAGAAGACCGAGGUCCUGGAGAACAAAGAUAUUACCAGUGUGGGAUUAAGUAAGGGGAAAUAAAGGAGCAUAGGAAAAAACACUGAUUCAUAAAAUAGUGUUGAAAGGGCACCAAUGACACAAAUAAUAUCAUCUGCAUCUAAGAUGUUUAUUCUUUAUAUCAUUAUUUGGCAAAUGCCAGAUGUGAGAAUAAACACUAACGUUGUACAAUGUCCAGACUAAACUUAAAAUAGUCUGAACCAAAUAGUUAACAUAAUUCCACGUGAUUAUUGCAGAUAUGUAAAGAGGACAACAUAUUACAGUCGUCAUCACUUCAGAAUGUUUUUACAGUGCUUGAUAUUGGACAUUCAUGUAUUUAUGGCUAAAUCCAAAGGAUCUUUAUUUAAAAUGUUCAUUAAAAUUAAACAUGUUUAAGGAACGUUGAAAAUUUUUCAUCAGGGAAGCUUUGUAGCCUUUUUAGUUUUAAUUAUUUGUACUUUGACACAAUAAACCAAUGCCUUAAGACAAAUGCUAUUUUUAGACAUGCCUAUAACAAACUUGUUACAAAUUAAUUGUGUGUGUGUGUGUGUGUGUGUGUGUGUGUGUGUGUAAAUUGUCUCUGAGAUUAUCUGUUGAUUGUACUUUAAACACAGCUCCUGUGCUAUAAAUAUGAUAUAUUGGUAUUCUUUUAUGAUGCCGAUGUCAUGAAACCUUUUUGUUUACAUGCUUCUGAAGGUAAACGGAGGCUUACAUGUUUGAACUGUAAAGUGGGUUCAUGGAGAAAUAAAAAAAUGG
Messenger RNA from Nematolebias whitei (Rio pearlfish), 1573 nucleotides. It is a transcript of the gene htatip2, whose product is annotated as HIV-1 Tat interactive protein 2. The record is from RefSeq and is a predicted model, not a curated record. The transcript is spliced from 6 exons. Gene Ontology annotation, cellular component: cytoplasm. Bases 32 to 862 code for a protein of 276 amino acids. Gene Ontology annotation, biological process: import into nucleus. Lineage: Eukaryota; Metazoa; Chordata; Actinopteri; Cyprinodontiformes; Rivulidae.